Molecule: messenger RNA, 1520 nt
Organism: Arabidopsis arenosa
Lineage: Eukaryota; Viridiplantae; Streptophyta; Magnoliopsida; Brassicales; Brassicaceae
Source: the annotation of a GenBank genome assembly
AUGGAGUUACUCUAUUUUUGAAAUUUGUUUUAGAGAAAUAGGUUGAAAAUGCAACGUUUCGCUCUCUUCUCUCUCAUACGAUUGAGAAGGAGAUUCAACGGAGUCAAAGAGAUGAAUAGAUUCUCUGAUCAAUUUCCAAUUGAUCUUCCAACGUUGUUCUCAUCUCUGUCUAUAUGGGUCUUCUUUUGCGUGACCCAAUUUCUACUCCGGAGAAGAAACGGAAAUUAUAAUUCAGAUUUGCAAGUGAUAUCGGUUUGUAUAAAUUGUCGGGUCUCUCCCAUCGAGAGUGGUUUCAGGGAUGGAGGAGGAAGUUCUACCAACACCGUUGGCACCACGGCGGAUUACGGUAACGAUUGUCUGUUCCUGCGUAGUCUUCCAUUUCAAUGGAAGUGGUCUUGGAUGUUUUUGUCCAAUCAAAGUCUUCUACAAGCUUUUUGGUUUUCUCGCCCAUUUUUCAGUAUAAGAUGGGUUUUCGAUCCGGGUAUUGAUAUGGAAGAUCUUAAAUCUCGGAUGAGUAUUGGCCAAACACUGGAAUUAUGGGCAGAUCGUUUCAUGGAGAUGAAGGAUUAUGAAAUACAUAUCAUAACAAAUAAGGCAUUUGAUCGGAGUAUCCAUGAUCUCACACUUGAGGGUUACAGGCAAGUCACGGCCAAAGUCCUUCCAUGGACACCACAUAACAAGUGUCAUGAAGAGAUCGCGAUUAUGGUUGUUAGAUUUUGGAAUCCUAAAGUUUGGGUUGUUGGUGGAAAAAUAGAUGAUCCAAAGGAAUUCAAAGAAGAAUUAAAGGAAAUCGAAGUCUCAUUCUUGGAGAAGAAACUUGAAGAACUCGAGUCUCUACUUGAAGUAGUCACUUCUAACUAUGAUGAUCCCAAUAUUAGAAAAUUACAACUCGGAAUUAUAUUCGCCACGACCCUUUUAACGGCUGAGACAUCGUCCCGACGUAUGGAUGUGAAAGGAGAAGAAGAUGUUGAAGAAUUGUUUAAACUACGUUGCAUGGCAAAUAGGUUAUCCGAAAUGGAGGCUUUUCUCACCAAACAAUUGCCCGGUCAUGGUAAUGGUCCAUUGAUCAAACCGGUGGAUAUCAACGGUGAAACUGGUGCGGUUUACUCGUUGGUCGAAUCUUGUCUAAACGAGUCUGAAGAAGCAGAAGAGGAGGAAGAGGAGGAGGAGGAAGACCUAGAGGCUGAGCAGCGACCAUUGUUCCAAGUUGCCACAUCGGAAGAGGUUACGUUUCCGGCGGUGGCUACGGUUAAGGAAGAGGUGGUGGUUAGAGAAGUGAAAGAGAAGGGGUGUGUUGGUUUUAGGGCUUUGGUUUGUAUCGGUUUAAUUGGUUUAUUUGGGUGUGUGAUGAGUUUAGUUGGUUAUAUUGGUGAUUGCAUGGAGGAGGAUAAAUUUUUCCUUACCCCUACUUAAAUGACUGACUAUUUGUUUCGUUUUCACUCUACUUGAAGUUGUAUUCUUUUCAUCUAUUUUUGGUUAAUCAAACUUGUAUUCUUUUCCAGUAAAAGAUAUAGAUUUUU